CAGUGUGGGGGAGACGCACAGAACAGCCGGUGUCUGCACCUUAUGACAGCUCCGCAAGGUGCUGAACGGACAGAAGCCUGAGAGUCCGGGCUGGAGCUGCGCGUGCUGUACCGCAGCAGGGAGAACCGCAGCAGGGAGAACCGCAGCGUGUGCCCCGGGUCCUGCCUAUGCUCGGCUCCCGCCGCUGCCAGUGACUGUGCCCGUUCUUUGUCCUAGGUGCCGCAGACCUGUGCCCCCUGCCGGGGAGGAGUUCGGGCAGGGGUCAGCCUGCCAUGCACUGACUGCCCUCCUCCAGGACAUCAAUGAUAGAGGAUACCAUGACUCUGCUGUCUCUGCUGGGUAGGAUCAUGCGCUACUUCUUACUCAGACCGGAGACCCUGUUCCUGCUGUGCAUCAGCCUGGCGCUCUGGAGCUACUUCUUCCACACGGACGAGGUGAAGACCAUCGUGAAGUCCAGCCGGGACGCCGUGCAGAUGGUGAAGGGGAAGGUGGCCGAGAUCAUGCAGAAUGACCGCCUCGGGGGGCUCGAUGUCCUGGAGGCUGAGUUCUCCAAGACCUGGGAGUUGAAGAGUAACAAUGUGGCCGUGUACUCCAUCCAGGGCCGGCGGGACCACAUGGAGGACCGCUUCGAGAUCAUCACCGACCUGCUCAACAAGAGCCACCCGUCCAUCUUCGGCAUCUUUGAUGGGCACGGAGGAGAGUCAGCAGCAGAAUAUGUGAAGACUCAUCUGCCCGAGGUGCUAAAGCAACAUCUUCAAGACUUUGAAAGGGAUAAAGAGAACAGCGUACUUUCUUACCAGACAAUUUUGGAGCAGCAGAUUCUAGCAAUAGACCGGGAGCUGCUGGAGAAGCUUUCGGGGUCCUAUGAUGAAGCAGGUACCACAUGUUUAAUUGCUUUGUUAUCUGACAAAGAACUCACAGUGGCAAAUGUCGGGGAUUCACGCGGAGUCUUGUGUGACAAAGAUGGAAAUGCUAUUCCCUUAUCGCAUGAUCACAAACCAUAUCAGCUAAAGGAAAGAAAGAGGAUUAAGAGAGCUGGUGGUUUCAUCAGCUUCAAUGGCUCCUGGAGAGUUCAAGGAAUCUUGGCAAUGUCCCGUUCUUUAGGGGACUAUCCCUUAAAAAAUCUGAACGUCAUCAUAUCAGACCCUGAUAUCCUGAGCUUUGACCUCGACAAGCUGCAGCCAGAAUUCAUGAUCCUGGCAUCUGAUGGGUUAUGGGACGCUUUCAGCAAUGAAGAAGCCGUCCGGUUCAUUAAAGAACGCCUGGAUGAACCUCACUUUGGAGCCAAAAGCAUUGUGUUACAAUCCUUCUAUAGGGGAUGUCCUGAUAACAUAACAGUCAUGGUAGUAAAGUUCAGGAAUGGUAGUAGAACAGAUGAACAAUAAGGUAUUUACUAAUGUACAGAUGGACUUCAGGCAAACUAUUUUAUUUUAACCAAGUAGAAAAAUGUGGAAACAUUAUUAAGAUUGCCCCAUGACUUCAUAUCCGUGUCCUAAACCACAUGGACCCAUGCAGCUAAUGUAUCCAUCAACUGUAAAUUUAUGAACGCACAGAAAGUAUAUAUGACCCCAACAUUGUUACAUCCCUAACAAGCAACUAUCUGUAUUAAAAAAAAAGUGUUACCCCUCCAAAGGCGUUGUUACUGGGUGGAGGUGAGAACGUGUCAUGCUGCAUCAUACAAGAUAUGAGAAUCAUGCCACACUGUCAAUGAAUAAACCAAGUGUUCACUUUUACCAACCAUUUGUCUAACGUAUAUCCAGGGAAAGGCCUGGCCAAACAUUGUGAAAAAGUUGUAAAGAUGUAUUAAUAUUAUAAUGAUGUCACCUAUGAGUUGCUUUGUCUUUAAAAAACAUUUUAAAGUU
Hyla sarda is the source of this 1862-nucleotide messenger RNA. RefSeq names its product protein phosphatase, Mg2+/Mn2+ dependent 1L (gene PPM1L). Gene Ontology annotation, cellular component: cytosol; nucleus. Bases 303 to 1385 code for a protein of 360 amino acids. NCBI's taxonomy places the organism in Eukaryota, Metazoa, Chordata, Amphibia, Anura, Hylidae. The record is from RefSeq and is a predicted model, not a curated record. Gene Ontology annotation, molecular function: protein serine/threonine phosphatase activity; cation binding. Gene Ontology annotation, biological process: positive regulation of canonical Wnt signaling pathway; negative regulation of canonical NF-kappaB signal transduction; protein dephosphorylation. The transcript has 4 exons.